Molecule: messenger RNA, 5046 nt
Organism: Rattus norvegicus (Norway rat)
Lineage: Eukaryota; Metazoa; Chordata; Mammalia; Rodentia; Muridae
Gene: Pcsk1
Product: proprotein convertase subtilisin/kexin type 1
Exons: 14
Coding region: 220-2478 (752 amino acids)
Biological process (GO): peptide hormone processing; proteolysis
Cellular component (GO): transport vesicle; secretory granule lumen; extracellular region
Molecular function (GO): serine-type endopeptidase activity; serine-type peptidase activity
Source: RefSeq, marked validated
UUCUAUUCUGGCUGGGAAGGCUGGGGCUCCUCUCAGCCAGGAGACUGAAGUGCUUCAGUGAGCGCUGGCUCAUCGCCGCCCAGCCUCUCCCAGGGAGCCUCCUAGCUCUAGUAAAGCAACCCAGAGCCAGGAGCAGUGUGCAGGGUGGAAAGGUCUAGCCUAGCUGGUGUGUUUCUGAUCUUGCUUCUUUUCUCUCAGCCCUUCCUACUUGUGCGAGCCAUGAAGCAAAGAGGUUGGACUCUGCAGUGUACUGCUUUCACCCUCUUUUGCGUUUGGUGUGCACUGAACAGUGUAAAAGCGAAGAGGCAGUUUGUCAAUGAAUGGGCGGCGGAGAUACAUGGAGGGCCAGAAGCUGCUUCUGCCAUUGCCGAAGAGCUGGGCUAUGACCUCUUGGGUCAGAUUGGAUCACUUGAAAAUCACUAUUUAUUCAAACACAAAAAUCAUCCUCGAAGAUCCCGAAGAAGUGCUCUUCAUAUCACUAAGAGGUUAUCUGAUGAUGAUCGUGUGAUAUGGGCGGAACAACAAUAUGAAAAAGAGAGAAGAAAACGUUCAGUUCCAAGAGACUCAGCAUUGAAUCUCUUCAAUGAUCCAAUGUGGAAUCAGCAGUGGUACUUGCAAGACACCAGAAUGACUGCAUCUCUGCCCAAGCUGGACUUGCAUGUAAUACCUGUUUGGCAAAAGGGUAUUACUGGCAAAGGAGUUGUUAUUACUGUACUGGACGAUGGCUUGGAGUGGAAUCACACAGAUAUUUAUGCCAAUUAUGACCCAGAGGCUAGCUAUGAUUUUAAUGAUAAUGAUCAUGAUCCAUUUCCCCGAUAUGAUCCCACAAAUGAAAACAAACAUGGAACAAGAUGUGCAGGAGAAAUUGCCAUGCAAGCAAAUAAUCACAAAUGUGGAGUUGGAGUUGCAUAUAAUUCCAAAGUUGGAGGCAUAAGAAUGCUGGAUGGCAUUGUAACUGAUGCCAUUGAGGCUAGUUCAAUUGGAUUCAACCCUGGCCAUGUGGAUAUUUACAGUGCAAGCUGGGGCCCUAAUGAUGAUGGAAAAACUGUGGAGGGGCCUGGCAGACUAGCCCAGAAGGCAUUUGAAUACGGUGUCAAACAGGGGAGACAAGGAAAAGGCUCCAUUUUUGUCUGGGCUUCAGGGAAUGGGGGUCGUCAAGGAGAUAACUGUGACUGUGAUGGCUACACAGACAGCAUUUACACCAUCUCUAUCAGCAGUGCCUCCCAGCAGGGCCUGUCACCCUGGUAUGCAGAGAAGUGUUCCUCCACACUGGCCACCUCCUACAGCAGUGGUGAUUACACAGACCAACGAAUAACUAGUGCGGACCUGCACAAUGACUGCACAGAGACCCACACAGGCACCUCAGCUUCUGCACCUCUGGCUGCUGGCAUCUUUGCUCUAGCCUUGGAAGCAAACCCAAAUCUCACCUGGCGAGAUAUGCAGCAUCUGGUUGUCUGGACCUCUGAGUAUGACCCAUUGGCCAAUAACCCAGGUUGGAAAAAGAAUGGAGCGGGCUUGAUGGUGAACAGCCGAUUUGGAUUUGGCUUGCUAAAUGCCAAAGCUCUGGUGGAUUUGGCUGAUCCUAGAACUUGGAGAAACGUGCCUGAGAAGAAAGAAUGUAUCAUAAAAGACAACAACUUUGAGCCUAGAGCCCUGAAAGCUAAUGGAGAAGUGAUUGUUGAAAUCCCUACAAGAGCUUGUGAAGGACAAGAAAAUGCUAUCAAUUCCCUGGAACAUGUGCAAUUUGAAGCAACAAUCGAAUAUUCUCGUAGAGGAGACCUUCAUGUCACACUUACCUCUGCUGCUGGAACCAGCACCGUACUGUUGGCUGAAAGGGAAAGGGAUACAUCCCCCAAUGGCUUUAAGAAUUGGGACUUCAUGUCUGUUCAUACAUGGGGAGAGAAUCCUGUAGGCACCUGGACAUUGAAAGUUACAGACAUGUCUGGAAGAAUGCAAAAUGAAGGAAGGAUUGUGAACUGGAAGUUGAUUUUGCAUGGCACAUCUUCUCAGCCAGAACACAUGAAGCAGCCUCGUGUAUACACGUCCUACAAUACUGUCCAGAAUGACAGGAGAGGAGUGGAAAAGAUGGUGAAUGUUGUGGAGGAGAAGCCCACACAAAACAGCCUGAAUGGCAAUCUCCUGGUACCCAAAAACUCCAGCAGCAGCAGUGUGGAAGACAGAAGAGAUGAGCAGGUACAAGGAGCUCCUUCAAAGGCCAUGCUACGGCUCCUACAAAGUGCUUUCAGCAAGAACACACCUUCAAAGCAAUCAUCAAAGAUUCCAAGUGCUAAGCUCAGUGUCCCUUAUGAGGGUCUCUAUGAAGCCCUGGAAAAGCUCAACAAGCCCUCCCAGCUUGAAGACUCUGAAGACAGUCUGUAUAGCGACUAUGUUGAUGUUUUCUAUAACACAAAACCUUAUAAGCAUAGAGAUGACAGGCUGCUGCAAGCACUCAUGGACAUUCUGAAUGAGAAGAAUUAAAAUAAGUGUAUAUGGCCUGAGUUAGAAAUCCUUAUGUACCCUCCUUUUCCUUAGAUGUUCCUGGGUCUGGAGUUGUUGUAUCCCUGCUUCCUGUGAUUAUAAUGUCCUUCAUUGUAAUUUUACUUUUUCUUCUCAAACUGUACUUUUGGAGUGAGUUCCAAAAUGAAAGCCAACUUCAUAAUUGGUCUCAGUGUUUAAGAAUAUGUCUUCCCUGUCUAUACAAGUGAAGCAACUUCUUUCUAAAGUCGCUGUUGGGACACAACCCUUUGCUGCAGUAGAACAGCUCCUAAAGCCUCCCCAUUUCAUAUCUCACAAGAAUAGGAAAAGAGUGGGAGAUUUAGAAAAGUAAUCAACAAUGGUAGUUUGAGGGCUACAGCUUAUCUUGUUUCCUAUUUUUGCAAUGGGGUUCUUUGAAUUUUGAUAACAAGGAAGCAUUUAUAAAGUAUCUAGUGAGAAAGUUCACAACUAGGUUCAGAUCAUAAGUAACAUGUAUUACUAAUGCUGAGACUGAUAAACUGACCAUUUUGGAGGAGCUGGAAUAAAAUGCUUUAUUUAAAUUCAGAAACAGAGCUUAAGAUUUUUAUUAGCUAGAAUAGUUGCUCUCAAUUGGUGUACCAUGUAGAGGUCUCUGUGGGUCGAAAGUUGGCUGUGACCCUUGCUGUAUGAGACCUGGCUUUCUAUUUCCCCCUUUGUGCCUUGUAUGUUUCUUUUUUGUGUGGCAAACUCAAAAUUCAAAGAAAGAACUAAUUCAUGUGAUUUUCUCAAAACAAAGUUAUACUUCAUUUUGGCAAAUUCCUAGUCAUAAUUUUGUUUAAUAACAAGGAGUCACUCAAAAAUAUAGAAAGCCAAUAUAAUAACAGGGAAAAUGUUCACAAAGCAGAGAAGCAGCAAGACUCCCUUUGCAAGCUGUAUUCCUAGGACAGCUUCUUUUGGUUCUCUAUAUGAAUGGUCAUUUCUGGACACCACAGGUCUUCUGUAGUCUCAGAGAACAGUAUUCAAAUUCUUAACAAAAUGCUUCCAUGUUUCAAAUCAAAAACAGGUAGACAACACUUAGGUCUUAUUUUUAUUCUCUGUAAGUUAUGAAGAAUAUUUCAGAAGUGUGAAAGACUGAUGAAAGUGUGAAGUGUAGAUCUCAUAUAAAACCCGAUUCUCGGACCCAUCUUCCAUCACAGCAACAGCUAGCUAGAGAUAGCAACUUCCAAGUAAAAUUUAAAGUCAAGCCUUCCCUGGUCCAUAUAUUUUUUUGUUUUACAAUAGCCAGUUAAUUGGUUACUACUCAGCAUCCAAGCCAUUUAUUCCUUUUUAAUUAUCAUCUAUUAGUUGCAGGGAGUCAGAUUUCAUUUUGACAUUCUCAUACACGUAUUUCAUGAUUUGUACAAUGUCCAUCCCGCAUCAGCAUCUCUUCUGUCUCUCCUUGCUUGUCCUCUUGCUCUUCUAAGUAUUCCCACUUCCACUUUCAGGACUUUUUAUCUAACUCAGAUUCCACAUAUAAGAGAAAAUGUGAUGUUUGUCUUUCUAUGCAUGUAACUUUGCCUACUCAUAUACUAAGUGAAUCUAUAUCGGUGUAAAUACAUUAGGAAAAGUAUUUCCUGCAAUUAUUUCCAAGCAGUCUUUGCCGUUAAUAAUUGAAUUUGAUAUGAGCUAGUUAAAUUGUUGCAUUUAUAAGUAAAACAGUGAGUACUUCGGACCCACAAAAUACCUCUAAAGUCUCCUUUAAUAUGAACACUUGAUCUUAUCUCACCUGGAUGUUCAAAUGUACUAUUCAUUAACUAGAGAUUUCCUUCUCUUAAUAUGCCAACAUACACUCUAGUUAACUCUCUGCCUGUGUUGUCCAACUGAGUUUCUGUUUGCAAAUGUCCUACACAGUCUACAUCCACUGCUAAGACAGCUAAUUUGUCUUUGCUUUGAGUGAGAUUAGUAGCACAAAUUUUCACCUCCUGUUUCAUCAUUUGCAUUUGUACAUAACAAAGCCCUUUCCAGAGCCUUGCCCUUGAUCCCUCUGAUUUUGAAGGUUUUGCAAUGUGUUUACUAUAAGGUUUAAAUAAAAUGUUUACUAUUAUAGCACAUUACAACUGAAAAGGACUUAAGAGUUAAAACAUUAAAUUUCAGCUACUUAGAAAAGACCUAAAGAAUAAUAUCAGUAACUGACAAUUAAUAUGUGAUUUUAAAAAACGAAAGAGUGGGAGGUCAACCCCACCCUUUCUGGUCCUUAUUCUAACUUAUGGAGAUUUUUCUUCAGCACUUUCUAAUAUAUAUUUCCCCUCUAAGAACCCUAACCAAUUCAUGGGCUAUAGCCAAAUAUUCACUUGGGUAAGCUUUAAUAUUUAGACAAUACCAUGUUUGAAUGUUUCCAACCUGGAGUAUAUAUUGUCUACACAUAAAAAGAAUAUUUUUGUCAGCCUUUCUUAGUGCCUAUGUGGAUUUUUGUGAAAAUGUUAAAAAAGGAUAAUUAUAUAAUAUUUCCCUUGGAAUAUUAAGCUAUAUUUUCUUUACAAGUAUUUGUAAUGUACCAAUGCUUUUAACAACAGAAUUUUAAAAAGCAUAAUAAAUUAUAUUAAAGAAUCAAAA